Molecule: messenger RNA, 349 nt
Organism: Staurois parvus
Lineage: Eukaryota; Metazoa; Chordata; Amphibia; Anura; Ranidae
Source: the annotation of a GenBank genome assembly
UCAUGCUGCUGCCAAGUCCAGAGUCUCUCAUGGGUCCCUGUACGGCCUCCCAUUGCUGCUGUCUCCAUCGCCACACUCUGCCAUGUGCCACUUUCAGGUCUCUUCACACUGCUGGUGUGUUAAAUUUUUUGACAUAGGGUGCAGGCAGAUUACGGGCCUCACAUAGCUGCUGCCAGGCCCCUAAUCUGCCAUGGGCCCCUAUAUACCGCCUCCUCAUGCUGCUGCCAAGUCCAGAGUCUCUCAUGGGUCCCUGUACGGCCUCCCAUUGCUGCUGUCUCCAUCGCCACACUCUGCUGCCAUGUGCCACUUUCAGGUCUCUUCACACUGCUGGUGUGUUAAAUUUUUUGAC